GGGAGCCAGAUGCUCCGCUGUUUGUUGUAGGAGCAGAGCUGCUAACCGAGGUCAACGCGGGACCCGCAUAACUAGCUGAUCCCUGCUGCGGGACACAGCACCCCCGCACUGAGCACAGCAGAGACAGCUACCUCUAGGUGUUGGUUAUGGCUGCAAUUUAUCAAGCAGUGUAUAGAAGAGCUUCCUCUCUCAUCUGCAGGUUACACUCUACCUAUGUCAGAAAAAUGAGAUACUUAAAUGUGUUAAAGGAAGAUGACAGCCUUUGUAGACAAGCCCAGACCUCAGGAACUUUCUACCUCUUUCACAAUCUCUCUCCCUUCCUGCAGAAAGUUGGGGAAAAAUAUUUCGUACCACAGCUCAGUGCAGCAGAAAUUAAAAGGAUCCUGGAGAAAUUCAAAGAGACAGAACAGUGGAUAGAGAAGUCGGUGCUGAUCGGUUGUUCAGACGAGCACAUACCACACUUUGCCUUGGAUUUAGGAGCCCUGGAAAAAUCAGUCAUUGAGUCUCAACUCAAGGGAUCAUUUACUAACUUACAAAAGGCUCUCUUCGUAGUGGAUGGGAAGGAUUCUCCUUUGCUGGCUUCGGCUCAGUCCCUUCUCCAGUGGCACAAUUCCCACCAGUACUGUAGCAAAACUGGGCAGCCCACUCAAAGAAACACAGCUGGCAGCAAGCGUGUCUGUCAUGCAAGUGGAAUAACUUACUAUCCACAGAUGUCUCCAGUGAUUAUCACCCUGGUGUCUGAUGGGAGCCGGUGCCUCCUCGCACGACAGCCCUCAUUUCCCCAGGGAAUGUAUUCUGCUCUGUCAGGCUUCUGUGAUAUGGGUGAAAACGUCGAGGAGGCAGUCCAUCGAGAGGUGGCAGAAGAGGUUGGCCUAGAGGUGGAGUCACUCUGGUACUCAGCUUCUCAGCAUUGGCCCUUUCCCAGUAGCUGCUUAAUGAUAGCUUGUCACGCUCUAGUGAGGGCACAGCAGGCAGAGAUCAGUAUGAACAAGCUGGAACUAGAGGAAGCCCAUUGGUUUGGCUUGGAAGAAAUCAUGGAGGGUCUCAAGAGACAGCCCAGAUCUGCAAAGCAAAAUGAUGGUAGUUUUUUACCCUGGUUUCCUCCCAAACAGGCCAUUGCUCACCAGCUGAUUUGUGAGUGGGUUAAGCAGCAGACUUCCCAGCUGGCUUAGACAUGUCUUCAUCAAGUCUGUGAUUAUGCCAGAACUAUGAAAGUUCAAUAAAAAAGGCUUCCAAAGUUACUGAAGGCAAAGUCUAUGUUACAAUGAGGAUAGCACCACACUGAUGGCAGUCUUACACUCUGAUACAUAGACCUACAAAGCCAUUUCUAAACUAAUUGUCCUCAAACAAUUCCAUGAACAGUAGAUCAUCUUUGAGAUCCCAUGUCUUGCUGUAAGCAUACAAUAAAAUUCUUGGUUCCAAAGUAUCACACUUACUGUGACCAGCUGCUACUGUUGCCCAGCAACCAACAGAAUAAUGAGCCCCUGGCACCUGUCUCAUUUUUCACCAUUUAUUCAUCUUGGAUGGAUAUCAAAUGCACAUCUUUUCCAGAAAAAA
Melopsittacus undulatus (budgerigar) is the source of this 1557-nucleotide messenger RNA. RefSeq names its product nudix hydrolase 13 (gene NUDT13). The record is from RefSeq and is a predicted model, not a curated record. NCBI's taxonomy places the organism in Eukaryota, Metazoa, Chordata, Aves, Psittaciformes, Psittaculidae. The coding region runs from base 147 to 1172 and encodes 341 amino acids. Gene Ontology annotation, molecular function: metal ion binding; hydrolase activity. The transcript has 9 exons.